Molecule: messenger RNA, 775 nt
Organism: Rhodamnia argentea
Lineage: Eukaryota; Viridiplantae; Streptophyta; Magnoliopsida; Myrtales; Myrtaceae
Product: TATA box-binding protein-like 1
Exons: 4
Coding region: 84-518 (144 amino acids)
Biological process (GO): DNA-templated transcription initiation
Molecular function (GO): DNA binding; RNA polymerase II general transcription initiation factor activity
Source: RefSeq, a predicted model, not a curated record
UGCAAUUAUGAGGAAGUCUUCUUGUCGCUGUAUGUUCAACUUCUUCAACAGCGUCUCAAGCAUUAAGUACUUUAGUCAUUGUUAUGAUCCAAACUGCUCUUCUCAAAACAAUUCUUUUAUUUCUUUUCUUCCCAUUAAACAUCGAAACUUUCAUCUGUUUUGUGGAAUUAUUUUGUUUGACCUAUACUACUGUCUUGAUAAGACCGGAAAUCCUAUCGUUUAAGAUUUUAGUCUAUUAUUCUCUUUUGUUGCUAUUGUGCUUGAUCAAAAAAGCUACAAUUGCACUGCUUCAGGUUUGCACUGGGGCCAAAAGUGAACAAGAUUCAAAGUUGGCAGCAAGAAAGUAUGCAAGAAUUAUCCAAAAGCUUGAGUUUCCUGCCAAAUUUAAGGACUUUAAGAUUCAGAACAUUGUUGGCUCCUGUGAUGUGAAAUUUCCGAUCAGACUUGAAGGUCUUGCGUACUCUCACGGUGCCUUUUCAAGUGAAUCUGUUCUUGCUCUAUCAUAUAGGAAAUGCUAAUUAACCAUUAUCAAUUUCAAUCAAAAGUUUGUGCUUAGGAUUAGUUUUUACUUGUGUGUUCCGGUUAAGGAGUCAGAUAUUUCAUUUUAAGUAGAAUCAACAUAUUGCUGUGUGGCUGCUCUUCCAUCAACAGCACUACGGGGUAUGGGAUUUAUUUACUCAAUGAGGACUUAUCUCUUUCUCCCUCGGAUGCCGUAUGAGCCUGAACUCUUCCCUGGUCUGAUACAUCGCAUGAAACAGCCCGAUAUAGUGCUCUU